Messenger RNA from Cottoperca gobio, 4799 nucleotides. RefSeq names its product ADAM metallopeptidase domain 12b (gene adam12b). Bases 316 to 3225 code for a protein of 969 amino acids. The transcript is spliced from 24 exons. Gene Ontology annotation, biological process: proteolysis. Lineage: Eukaryota; Metazoa; Chordata; Actinopteri; Perciformes; Bovichtidae. Gene Ontology annotation, molecular function: metalloendopeptidase activity. The record is from RefSeq and is a predicted model, not a curated record.
AUGAGCAACAUUUGGCUAACGUAUGUAUUUUGUACGUUUUCCCAGACUGUUGCCCGCUAAACGUGUGGUGUGGGAAGGAAAAGUUUUUGACAGCUUGUUUCUCGGGAGUGACAGCCUGCCACAUCUCGUCGGGGUCUUGGUGGUGAAGCAUUUUUACCCCCCUCCCCACCCCACGACACCUCUGUGAACUGCCUGUGACCAGUAACCUCCAUCCUGUCACCUGUGUCUAGUGUCUGGGUGGUGCUGCUUUAAUAACGCAGUCUGACCGGAGCGCUUUCCCCCCCCCCGUUUUCACCUCACCGAGCACCGGGCAUCAUGAGAACCUGGAGGCGGCGGAAGAACUUUGCCUUUGUGCUCUUCGCUCUCCGCGUCUGGUGCCUGUCUACGGCCACGGGAACUGCUGACAACACGGUUUACAACACACAAGAGGGAAGUAGUCCAGACGUGGCUAAACAGCGAGGGGAAGCAUCCAAACCGGAACGCUAUGGGACCACAGUACCUCUGCUGCUGAAGGGCAAGGAGCGCAGACCUUUCUUCCAGCUCACGGCCGGGAGUUAUCCUGCGUCACUCCAGCUGCUGGUGCACGCCGAAGGUGAACAGCUGAUCCUGUUGCUGGAGAAAAACGAUGACCUCAGCAUCAGCUGUGAGUCAUCCAUCACCAGUCUGGGGCUCUGGAGCAUGCUGCCAUUCCCAUCCGGCCUGUUCUCUGUCAGGCCAGAUGUGUCCUCUGAUAUCGCUUCACCAAUUGAGCCAACUCGGAACAGGGGUCUCUUUGCAAACCAUUACACCGAGACACAUUACCGGGAGGAUGGAAGUGCAGUCACCGGUGCUCACAACUUCACGAAUAACUGCUACUACCAUGGGGAAGUGCAGACGCAUCCAAACUCUGAUGUCACCCUCAGCACCUGCUCAGGCCUUCGAGGCUUCAUCGCACUCGAAAACAAGACAUUUAUCAUUGAGCCUGUGUCUGGGCGUGACAACGGUGCCCACUUCAUCUACCGAGUGGAAGAACUCACACUGACCCCAGGAGCCUGCGGCCACGGCUUCAACGUGUCCUCGGCUGCUCCUGAGAACCACAUCAAAAGCCCCUUUCAAUCUUUCCACACAAGGCAUAAAAGGGAUGCCCAGAAGACAACCAAGUACGUUGAGCUGAUCAUUGUUGCGGACAACAGAGAGUUUCAGAAACAGGGGAGGGACGUGGAGAAGGUGAAGCAGAGACUGGCAGAGAUAGCCAAUUACGUGGACAAGUUCUACAGGGCCCUGAACAUCCGGGUGGCCCUGGUGGGUCUGGAGGUGUGGAGUGACUCUGAUAAAUGCCCCAUCACCCAGGAUCCCUUCACCACCCUGCACGAGUUCCUGGAUUGGAGGAAAGUCAAACUGCUGCCCCAGAAACCUCACGACAAUGCUCAGCUCAUAAGCGGGGUUUACUUCCAGGGCACCACCAUUGGCAUGGCUCCCAUUAUGAGCAUGUGCACAGCUGAGCAGUCUGGAGGCAUUGUCAUGGAUCACUCUGAGAACCCACUGGGUGCAGCCGUGACUUUGGCACACGAGCUUGGACACAACUUUGGGAUGAACCACGACACCCCAGAGCGCGGUUGUGGCUGCAGGAUGACCGUUGACCGUGGAGGAUGCAUCAUGACCCCCUCCACAGGGUAUCCAUUUCCAACAGUGUUUAGCACCUGCAGUAAGAAGGACCUUGCUGCCAGUCUGGAGAAAGGCGUGGGCAUGUGUUUGGACAACAUGCCCGAGGUCAAGGUGCUUUAUGGUGGCCAGAAGUGCGGCAAUGGCUACGUGGAGGAGGGAGAAGAGUGCGACUGCGGGGAACCAGAGGAAUGUAUGAACCCAUGCUGCAACGCCACCACAUGCACCCUCAAGGGAGACGCCGUGUGCGCCCACGGACAGUGCUGUGAAGACUGCAGGCUGAAACCGGCUGGCACCAUGUGUCGAGAGUCCAGUAACUCCUGUGACCUGCCAGAGUUUUGUACUGGUGCCAACCCUCACUGUCCAGCCAACGUUUAUCUGCACGAUGGGCACGCCUGCUACAGCGUUGAAGGAUACUGCUACAACGGCAUCUGCCAGACUCAUGAGCAACAGUGCAUCACCCUGUGGGGACCAGGAGCCAAGCCUGCCCCUGGGAUAUGCUUCGAGCGAGUCAACUCUGCAGGAGACCCUUACGGGAACUGUGGGAAGGAUUCCAAAGGCUCCUUUGCCAAAUGUGAAGCGAGGGAUGCGAAGUGUGGUAAAAUUCAGUGCCAAGGUGGAGCCAACCGGCCGGUGAUCGGAACGAACGCUGUUUCCAUUGAAACCAACAUCCCGCUACAAGAAGGCGGGCGCAUCCUGUGUCGAGGGACGCAUGUUUAUCUGGGCGAUGACAUGCCUGAUCCCGGGCUGGUGCUGGCUGGUACAAAGUGUGGAGACGGCAUGGUGUGCCUGAAUCGACAGUGUCAGAAUGUCAGUGUCUUUGGUGUGCAUGAGUGCUCUGGGAAGUGCAAUGGACGUGGGGUGUGCAACAACAAGAAGAACUGCCACUGUGAAGAGCACUGGGCGCCUCCGUUGUGUGAGAAAACGGGCUUCGGUGGAAGCAUCGACAGCGGGCCAAUGAGACUGGCAGCCGACAGUGUGGUCAUUACUGUGGCGAUCCUGGUCACCCUGAUCAGCCUGCUGCUCACCACCAUCAUCCUCUUCCUGAAGAGGAAGACUCUGAUGCGCCUCCUCUUCACCAAUAAGAAGAGCACCUUGGAGAAACUCAGAUCUUUGGAGGCCAACAGGCCCACCAGCCCCGUCAGGACUCAGUCCAUGUACAGGCCCACCCCACAGCGCAAGCCUCCACCCAAACCCUGUGGAGCCAACAUUUAUAAGCCAUCUCUCCUGAGUGCGGAGCCUCUUCUACCCCCGCACAACUUCCACUCGCACAGCUUGCGCAGACUGCCCCUCUACCAGCCUUUACACAUCAGCCAGCCCAUGCCGGUGUCUCUGAGCGUGGGCCAUCCCAUUCUGCCUCCUCUGCCAGCCCACCACAGGGUCCUGCCCGCCCACACGUCCCUCUCACCACCUCGAGUGCCGCCUUUCCUCAGUCUGCCACGCCAGCAGUCGUCCUACAGAGUACACCAGGAUUUUAGAAAGCCGAGUCCCCCCCAGAAGCCCCUGCCUGCAGACCCUCUAGGGAGGAGCUCUCGGCUGGGUCACAGUGGCCACAGCAGCGGGGGUCCACUUCCCCGGAAAUAGACCCCUCCCCAUACCUAUCCCCACUGUGCCGAGGCCUCCACCCAACAUCCCUUUACCCAGCAGACCUGUGCCGAUGUUGCCCUACAGACCACCAAAGACAUGAGGACUGCUGAGCUCGUGACGUCUCGGACGAGUAGAUCUGCUAACGACAGACGAAGACUUUCUUGAUUUGCACUAACGCUGAGGCUCUGUAAGACCUUUUGGACAUUUGGAAGUAUCACAGAGUUUCCAGUGAAAGGGGGCUAACAUCACAUCUCGGUGCUACGCCUUUAAAAGGUGCUUUGUUGUCCUCGCUCAGGUACCAAUGAACUAUUUAUCUAUUUAAAUAUUUAACUGCGAUAUCACCAGUUUGUGCACAGGACUGUCUGAUGGAGAGUGCUGUUUCCCUCCCCCCCCCCCCGGGAAAGGUUUAGGAAACAUAUUUUCCUUUUGCAUUCUUUGGUGAUUUUUAUACUUUUUUUUUCUCAAACUAAAUGCUGAAAUAUAAGAUGUUUUUAUAACCAGUUGCUUGAAUAUUUGAAGCGCAAACAAAGAGAGUUUUUGGACUAAAAGGGAAGAUAAAAGGGAAAUGGAGCACAACUCGGCACAUUUUCAGUGUAGCUUGUGAGCCAUAGAGCGCUGUUAUUUAUUCAGUUUUUCAUAUUUUUAUGAUGUAUUCAAUACCAAAUGCAUCUUUUCUAUCUCUGUUGCCACGGUGCUACAAAGUAGAUAUUAAUCAAAUCUUAUUUUUAAAUUAAAAACAAGUCAUUAAACCCUCACGAUACGUUUUGUGUGGUGGGAUUCAGCUCAUUUUACAGCCUCUCAGUCGGGCUCUUUCAUUACCUUAUAAGUUCACUUUCACGGCAAAGUACUAAAGAGCAGAAGUACUUCUUCACACAUAUUUCAGCCUGGCUCUGACACACCGCUCGGGGCGUGCGUUGGACGCUCUAUCCUGAUACUGGCGAGAGUCUCCGCACAUUUGACAGACGGAUUGUGUUCCAGAGUAUUACACCAACACCAAAUAAUUCAACAUUAACUCUGAUGUUUGUAUGUUUAACAUUCACGCUCACUUUGUCCUCGAGUGUGCGAGCCAAGCGGGAUGACUUCAGCGCUGUGAGCUUUCCAAGCUUUUUUCCACAUUUUGUAUGGUUUGAAUAUUCUUGAACUCUGAGAUUAUUCAUGCAUUUUACAGCCACGUCUUCAGAUUGGGAGCUUGGCGUUGCACUUUGAGUUGGCCAAUUUGCGUGAUGUUAUUUGUUGUUGACUUGCUGUUAUACGAGGAGGGAUUCAACUGGUAAAAAGCUUUACAGCACAGUUAUUUGUCAGUGUGUCCAAAUGCAGUGUUUGUCUGAAUGAGUAAUUAUUUUUUCUUGUUUUGGAAGUGUUCAGAUGUGUUCGACAAGUCAGAGUAACCCGCUCUCUCCGCUGGAAAAUAUGUGUUAUGUUAUGUGUCAUUUAGUCGUUAAAUGUUUAUGCCAUUUGUAAAUCCUAAAUGUACUGUGUUUAUUUGCAUAACUGUAACUCGUUUAAAAGCCAUUUUAAAGUGUAAAUACUGUAUGUCAGAUAUCAUUUCCUUUUUUUUAUAUAUAUAUAUG